Varroa destructor (honeybee mite) is the source of this 1036-nucleotide messenger RNA. RefSeq lists its product as uncharacterized. NCBI's taxonomy places the organism in Eukaryota, Metazoa, Arthropoda, Arachnida, Mesostigmata, Varroidae. Gene Ontology annotation, biological process: regulation of DNA-templated transcription. The record is from RefSeq and is a predicted model, not a curated record. Gene Ontology annotation, molecular function: DNA binding; DNA-binding transcription factor activity, RNA polymerase II-specific.
CGAACAGCUUUUCCUGCAGUUCAACUUGAAAACUUAAAAGUUAAGAAAAAACGUGUUAGUCCUCGAUUAAAACUUGUGCAGAGUGUACUCUAACUGUUUGCUGUGUGCGGGAAGGUUCAAAUGACGACAUCGUGAGAGGACCAUGGAGAAGUUAAAAGCGUCAAAGGUAGACUGUCACGAGAUGCCGCAUCGAAGUACGUUUCUAAUUCGGGAUAUACUUGCGGCCGCUCAAGAUGGUCAAACCAAGAGGGAGCUAACUGCUACAAUUGGAUCGCAGGAGAAUUUUCUACAUAAUGAGAGCAACGACGAGUGCGGGGAUAUCGGUUCGUCGGAGUCAGAUAUAGACGUUGGCCGUGAAGACCCGGACGAUGAUGUGAAGUCUGCUGGGAGCCACUGUCAUCAGUCGCAUGCAGCCGAUUCUUCAUCGGCUCAAAAGAAACCACGGCGAAGAAGAACAGCAUUUACGCAGGCCCAACUCGCCUAUCUUGAGAGAAGAUUUCGAGCUCAGAAAUAUUUGAGUGUCGCGGAUCGAGGACAGGUUGCAGAAACGCUAAAUCUUUCUGAGACGCAAGUUAAAACCUGGUAUCAAAAUCGAAGAACAAAAUGGAAAAGGCAAACGAAUAUGCGGAUUGAACAUCUCAGACAGGGGCAAGGAGGGCUUGUAACGCCUGAAGAACCCGGGCUGGAAGCCGAUCCUGACGAGGAAAGGACAUCGCCCCCAACAAGACAUCUAGCGUUUCUACUUCCGGGCGAACAACGCUCUUCUGGAUCUUUGGUACCCCCUCAUAUCCGUAGCUGCUUCUUGCCCCAGAACAUGAACAGUAUCUUCACUUCCGUAUAUAUGACAAACCUUCUCCAGGGACAUCUGCGGCCUAAAGAACGAGAUAUGAUAUAGACAAUGGCUAAUGCAAAAGAGUUCUACUAAUAGAAAGCAUCAUCUUCAUCACAGUUCUUCCCGAGAAGAAGCGCAUCAGUUAAAAAAUUUGGUUAUUUUUCCUACGGUUAGACAGGGAUAAAUUACAUUUGAAGUAACCAA